UUACUCACUAAAAGGUUGUUUUACAAAGCAUGAACUGGGGAUAUUGUUCGUUAAUUGUUUCAUUUUUUAUCUUCAGUGCUGCAAGUUCAAAUCCGCUUGUAAAUACUACAAAUGGAUUGAUAGAGGGGACAUAUUUUACAACAUGGAGUGGGAGAGUCAUUUGUGCCUUUUUGGGAAUCCCAUACGCAGAUCCCUUAAAACCCCAUGAAAGACUUCAAAAUGCCAAGAUGUCUAUGGGCUGGGCAGGGAUUUAUCCAGCAAAAAGAUUUAGUCAAAAAUGUAUCCAGAUUGUCGAUGACUCAUUUUAUGAUCCAGUUGUUGGAGGUGGUGAUGAUUGUUUGUUCUUGAACAUUUUUACUCCAUCUGUGACAAAUACAACAAAACUGGACGUGGUUUUCUUCAUCCAUGGAGGAAGUUUCAUGCACGGCAGCGGUGAUCUAUACACUCCUGACUUCCUUAUGGAUCGGCAUAACAUAGUUUUUGUAACUGUAAACUACAGAUUAGGCCCUCUCGGGUUCUUAUCGACUGAAGAUGAAGUGAUACCUGGCAACUUGGGUUUGAAAGAUCAAGCAUUAGCUUUGAAAUGGGUUAGAGAUAAUAUAGAAUAUUUUGGAGGUAAUAAAAAGAAGAUAACUCUCCUUGGGGAAGACGCGGGAGCAGCAAGCGUUCAUAUGCAUUAUAUGAGCCCAACGACCAAACAUUUGUUCAAGCAGGGGAUUUCCCUCGGUGGAUCAGCCUUUUGCCCUUGGGCUCUAUCUGAAAAACCACGUUUAAAAGCUGAACGAUUAGCAAGAUCCAUGCGCUGUGUCAACACCACAUCUCAAACGAUACUCAAUUGUUUUCAAAAUUACCCUCACAAUAUCAUGAUGGAAAAGGUAAAACGUUUGUUCAUGCCAUGGAACUCUUUGCCUUUUACUCCUUUUGGUCCAGUCAUUGAGAAAUCUAGGGAUCCUUUCUUAAAUGACCACCCUCAUAAAAUAAUCCAAGAGAAUAAGUUUAAAGAUGCCCCUUGGCUGGUGGGCUUGACAAGCCAUGAAGGGCUGUAUCCUGGUGCUAAGUUUGCUAAAAAUCAUGAAAUACUUGAGGAACUUGAUGAGAAUUGGCAUAAAAUCGCCCCUUUUCUCCUGGACUACAACCAUACAGUACCUCGACAGAUGAUGGCCUCGGUUAGUGAGAAAAUAAGGCAAUAUUAUUUUGGAAAUGGUGAAAUUUCUGCUAAACUUAGACGAGAGUUUAUAGAGAUGUUAGGUGAUCGGUUCUUUGUUGCAGAUACAGAGAAAGCUGUUCGUUUGCAAGCGUCUGCUUCCAAAUCAUAUGUAUUCUUGUACAGGUUCGGAUACAGAGGGAGACACAGUAAAGCCUUCUCUCUAUGUGGCUGCAAAGACAAUAUGGGCGCAAGUCACGGAGACGAUUUGUUGUAUUUGUUCAAAACACCAGGAUAUAAUGUAACUGAAACUAAGUACGGAGAGGCCUUGAUGCGGCAGAUGGUCGAUAUUAUAAUUUCGUUUGUUGUAAACGGCUUUCCAAAAGUGGACGACAACACGAUAUGGAAACCUGUACAGCGGGAAGCUGUCAAGGGCCAUAAUAUCCACUACAUGGAAAUCCUAACAAGCAAAAAUCUAAAUUUUAAAAACUCACCGGAUCUAGGAAAUCGCAGAUUCUGGAGUAGCCUACAUUUGGCCGAGUUGCACAAUAUUCUAGGCGAACAUAAAAAGUUGUACGAUGAACUAUAAAAAAAAAACAAAAAAAAACAAGAUACCCAAGACUAUUUGAUAGGCCUAAUGAUAGAAAUUUAGUUUAAUUAUUUAUCUAAUAAUGUAUAUAAUUCAACAAGCCACACAUUAUAGAACUUGUAUUAUAUCGUAAGAUUGUAUUUUU
Messenger RNA from Macrosteles quadrilineatus (aster leafhopper), 1878 nucleotides. Its product is annotated as venom carboxylesterase-6-like. The record is from RefSeq and is a predicted model, not a curated record. Lineage: Eukaryota; Metazoa; Arthropoda; Insecta; Hemiptera; Cicadellidae. The transcript has a single exon. The coding region runs from base 30 to 1733 and encodes 567 amino acids.